This is a messenger RNA of Papaver somniferum (opium poppy), 6341 nucleotides long. RefSeq lists its product as uncharacterized. The record is from RefSeq and is a predicted model, not a curated record. Bases 2713 to 4128 code for a protein of 471 amino acids. NCBI's taxonomy places the organism in Eukaryota, Viridiplantae, Streptophyta, Magnoliopsida, Ranunculales, Papaveraceae. The transcript has 2 exons.
UGCCAGCCCACAACUCAUGGCCGCACCACCCUGCCAUUUCAUGGCCAGAGAAUUUACAAAACAAAGAAUUUUCUUUAUUUACUCAAGCAUGUGAGACGCACUUGUGGAGGCUAAGAAGAUAGUAGAUGUGGUUUCAUUACAGCCACAUUCUUGUGCGGAAUUAUCAAUGCUUCAAGCAUUUUCUGUUCUUCUUCAAAGAGGAAAAGAAAUCUCAUUCUUCAAGCAGCUAGGUCUUCUACUUCACGGUGGGGGAUUGAAUUUACAGACGAGUCAAAGGUGACAAUAUACAAGGUCAAGAGAAGGAGAUGGUGGCUGUUGAUCUCCGUAACGGUGUUGCCGUCGAUUAUUUCAAUUCAUUUCAAUGCCACACAGAAAAUUCAAGUUAUUCAACAGCCACAUCAGCUGAAUUUGGGGGUUCUUUAAUGAAUCUAUUUUGGGAGCAGUUGAUGUGGUCUGAAAUUGUAUGGCUCAUUGACGAAUUCUUGAGCUGGAGAGAUCAAUUGCAGCAGCAACGAAGAUACAUCUGCUGGGGUUUGUGAUGAUGAUUGUGGGUCGAGUCGUGGCCUGGAUUCCACGAGGAAAACAUGGAAUGGAAGAAUUGAAGAGAUGGAUGUUGGUGAUUAAUGUGUUAUGAAGACGAGGUUAGGGUGAGAUCGAGACUCGGAUUCAGCUUAUGAAGAAGCAGAUGGAGCCAGCGAUUUCAGUAUGUGGUGGUGAUGUUAUCUUCCACUCCAUAUGCGAGAUUGAAACAUCACAGAAAUGGGGUUUUGCAAGCGAGAAGGAAGACUACAUCAGAUUGAGUUUGCAACAAAUUUAGGGGUUUCGUUAUCUGAAAUUGGAGUUGAUUAAAUAUAAUUGUAGAUGUAAAUUGAGACAAUUGGUGAUUGUAGCACAGAAAUGGGGGUUCUGAUUAUGUUUUCGAAUUGGGGUUUGCUGUACUUGAUUUUGUGGAUUUGAUAUGAGAAGAUGGGAGCAAACUGAAUCUGCUGGUGCUGCAGCCAUUGGCUCAUGGCUGUUGGUUCAACCUGCAGCUGGAAAAGGAAACGACAAAGUACAAGAAAUAAAGAGUUUACUGCGGCUGUUGUUGUUGGCAGUUAAGUGGUGCUGUUCUCGAAAGAUUAAGGCAAGUGGUGUUAAAUUGAGCUGUGCAGUUGGGGAAGAAAGAUGUUGUGGAUGGGAGAAGCAUAUCGAUGGGCAAUGGUGGCUUGUCUCCACUACACAGUGGACUUGAUUGUGAUAGAAUGGGUGGUUUGACGAAGUUAGAUGAUCACAGGAUAAUAGUUGGCUGGGAAUGGUUGAAUGGCAGUUUGGUGGUGUCGUUGGCUUACAUUUCAUAUGGGAUUGACAAGACUUGAGACAUCACAGGAAUGAUGGUUUGAUGGACUUCUUCCAACAACAGCAUGGAUGGUGUUGGAUCAGUGAAGUGAGUCUGAUGUUGAGAAAUUGCCGCAAUAGAACGUGGGGAUUUGAAUUGAAAGAUCAGGGAGAAAAGCAAUGUGCAGUGGCCGGACUUGGCAUGGAGUUGGGUUCUGCUGCCUGAAUGGGCCUGGCAACUACAGCUGGGUCCAUACUGGAUUUCCUACAACAUCUAUAUAUACCAGACUCAGGCUCAAGGAGGGAUACGCCGUUUUCAGGGAAGAAAUUAGGUUUAGCUCCAUUUUAUUUUACAUAUGCUGAGUUUAUUGAUCUAUAUAUCAUUUUCUAUGGCUUUGAACAAGAUUAUGUCUAGCGAAACUCCUCAUUAGGGUGAAGGAUGAACUUGUAGGUUAAAGUGCUUGUGUUCUUAAACAAUGGUUUCAAAAAUAAGAUCUUAAUUUCAUGCUUGUGUUUCUCAAAAGAGGUUGAUUAUUUUAAGAGUUUUUCAUGUCUUAUACCAUGUAUAUUGCAUAGUUGAAUUCUAGAACAUCAUUCCAUCUAUAACCUAGGUAUCAAUUGUUUUAUGAUCAUUCCAAGACUAUGUAUGCCAUGUAUGCUUAGUACUUAGGAACAAGCAAUCUUUUAUGAUAACUCUUGUUUAUAAUCGUUAAUGAAAUAUCUUCCUUGUGUUAGUAGCUAGGUUUGCAACUUUGCACGAGUAAAUCUGAGACCUUGUGAUAGAACAUAAGUAAACAUAGCUUACAACGGACUCCAUAGCCCUAAUACUGAUUACAUUUAUUUAUAAACUUGCUUGAAUCAAUUUGUUAUUACUUUCUUAGUACAACAAUCUCUGAAAAUAUUGAAUUUGAUUAGAUAGUUCUUGAUAUUAAUUAGUAGUAGUUUUCACACUCUUUGAGGGAACGAACCGUGCUUGCUAUUGUGUGCUCUUUUUGACACCGUGCACUUGCGGUAAAACAAAGUCGGUUUUCCGACCCAUCAAGUUUUUGGCGCCACUACCUGGGAGUGGCUGUAAAGUACUCUCUGAUUGAUAUUAUUGAUUUUCUAGUUGUAAUUUAGUUUCUAUUUUCUGUACAUAGUUUAUUUUCGUUUUUCUUUUAGAUUUCUUUUAGUUCCUUUUUACGUGGCUUGUUUGUUUAUCUUUAGGUACCUUAGUUUGAAGAGUGCAGUUGGAAUCUCUCCAAAACAGGCAGAAAAGUAAGUCUUUCGCGAAGCUUUGCAAGGUGAGUUUAGAAGGUGAGUUUAGACUGAAUUCUGCAUUGUGAUAGCAUAUGCAAGAUCUACCAAGUAGUUGGGAUAGAGAACAAUUCUUCGUCUUGUUAAGGUAACCCUUUAUACAUGACAAGAACACAUGAUGAGGGUACGAACCCUCCGGUUAAAAGAUUGAGAGACUAUAUGUACCCAACCAGAGUCUCUCAACUCUCAUGUAUUGUUCUCCCUACCACCAUAUCAACCAAUGAGAUUAGAGCAAGCACCAUUCAAGCACUUCCUAAAUUCUACGGUAAGGAGAAUGCAAGUCCUUACUACCACAUUAGAGGUUUUGAAGAAUUGUGUGGGACAAUGAAAUUUAAGGACUUAGCUGAUGAAUAUCUUAAACUUAGGUUGUUCCCUUUUUCUUUAAAGGAUAGGGCAAAAUCAUGGUUAAAUGCAUUAGCUCCUUCAUCAAUUAUUACUUGGGAUGGCAUGAUUAAUCUAUUCUUGUAUAAAUUCUUUCCAAGGCAUAGAACUACUUCCAUUCGUCAAAAACUGUAUAGUUUCUCGCAACAAGAAGGAGAAUAUCUUUAUGAUUAUUUAGAGAGAUUCGAUGAUCUUUUGCUACAAUGUCCACACCAUGGAUUUGAUACUCCUAGGCUCACAUUGAUUUUGUAUGAGGGAUUAGAUUUCAAAACACUGACUAUGAUAGAAUCACUUUGUGGUGGUAAUUUCCCUGAUAAAACUGCCGAAGAAGGUUAUAAGUUUUUGCAUGAAGUAGCCGAAAAAUCCCAAGAGUGGGAGGCUAGAGAACCCAUAAUGGUUUGUAACAAAGGGGUCUCUGAGGCCAAGUUUUCUGUUUUGACACGAAGACUUGAGUCGUUAGAAAGAAAUAUUAAUAUUAAGCCUGUUGAGUUUGUUACACAUACAGCUUAUAUUCCUAGUGAUUGUACUAACCAAAGAUUUUCUAGUUUGGAAGAAAGUAUGAGUUUGUUGAUGCAGGAUACUCAAAGAUCUAUGGAGAGCUUACAUCAACAUCUAAAUCAGCUUACCAACCAACAGAAUGAGCAAGAUACGGGUCAGUUCCCGAGUCAAAUACAACCUCACCAUAAAGGUUCUUUUGAGGAAAGCACAUCCGGUGCUAAGCCGACUAAUCAUGACCAUGCCUUCUCUACCCUAAGAAGUGGACGGGUCAUAGAUAACCAUGUCAGUGGUUCCAAGGAGAGAGAGCAAGAUGGGAACCUGCCUACCAUUACACAGGUUACUCCUUCAACACAAAAAGAAACCAAUGAAAUCGAGAAAGGUUGCUGUUGUGUAACAUCUUCGGUUUGCUUGAGAUUACUUGCUGCGCGCAAGCAGGGAACAAUUAUCAUUCGCUUCGUGGGAGUCAACCCAUCAGUUUUGUUCCCUUUACUCUUAAUCUUUUAUUUGUUUGCUUAUGAAUUUUCCCAUCUUAACUUUUACGUUGGACGACUCAAUUACAUUGAGGACAAUGUAAUGAUUAAGUGUGGCGGAGCGGUUAACACUUUAGAUUUUUGUAGGUUAUUCACUUGCAUUUCAUGACCAGCUGUGGAGCGGGUCUAAUUUUUUUCUUUCCUUAUCAUUUCAUGACCAGCUCUGGAGCGGGUCUCAAAAAAAAAAGAUCUAAAAAUAUCAUGGUGACCAGCUAUUGAGUGGGUCUUGAAGUUUUGUAUAUGAUCAGCUGUUGAGCGGGUCUAUUUUCUUGUUUUGCUUGGGACUAGCAAAAUAUAAGUGUGGAGGAAUUUGAUAAGCACGAAAGUGCGACGUUCUACUCCCAUAUUUGCACUAGCUAGGUCUCGACAUUUAGCUAAUAAAUAUUGUUUUAAGUCAUUUACAGGAAUUACAAGUCAAAUCCGUUCACCCGGAGGAUAAAUGGCUUAGAAGCUAAAUUGGCACUUGCGACUUGCAGUGCCAAAGGAGUCUGAGCUAAAUUGCCAGCCCACAACUCAUGGCCGCACCACCCUGCCAUUUCAUGGCCAGAGAAUUUACAAAACAAAGAAUUUUCUUUAUUUACUCAAGCAUGUGAGACGCACUUGUGGAGGCUAAGAAGAUAGUAGAUGUGGUUUCAUUACAGCCACAUUCUUGUGCGGAAUUAUCAAGGCUUCAAGCAUUUUCUGUUCUUCUUCAAAGAGGAAAAGAAAUCUCAUUCUUCAAGCAGCUACGUCUUCUACUUCACGGUGGGGGAUUGAAUUUACAGACGAGUCAAAGGUGACAAUAUACAAGGUCAAGAGAAGGAGAUGGUGGCUGUUGAUCUCCGUAAGGGUGUUGCCGUCGAUUAUUUCAAUUCAUUUCAAUGCCACACAGAAAAUUCAAGUUAUUCAACAGCCACAUCAGCUGAAUUUGGGGGUUCUUUAAUGAAUCUAUUUUGGGAGCAGUUGAUGUGGUCUGAAAUUGUAUGGCUCAUUGACGAAUUCUUGAGCUGGAGAGAUCAAUUGGAGCAGCAACGAAGAUACAUCUGCUGGGGUUUGUGAUGUGAUUGUGGGUCGAGUCGUGGCCUGGAUUCCACGAAGAAAACAUGGAAUGGAAGAACUGAAGAGAUGGGUGUUGGUGAUUAUUGUGUUAUGAAGACGAGGUUAGGGUGAGAUCGAGACUCGGAUUCAGCUUAUGAAGAAGCAGAUGAAGCCAGCGAUUUCAGUAUGUGGUGGUGAUGAUAUCUUCCACUGCAUAUGCGAGAUUGAAACAUCACAUAAAUGGGGUUUUGAGGGCGAGAAGGAAGACUACAUCAGAUUGAGUUUGCAACAAAUUUGGGGGUUUCGUUAUCUGAAAUUGGAGUUGAUUAAAUAUAAUUGCAGAUGUAAAUUGAGACAAUUGGUGAUUGUAGCACAGAAAUGGGGGUUCUGAUUAUGUUUUCGAAUUGGGGUUUGGCUGUACUUGAUUUUGUGGAUGUGAUAUGAGGAGAUGGGAGCAAACUGAAUCUGCUGGUGCUGCCAUUGGCUCAUGGCUGUUGGUUCAACCUACAGCUGGAAAAGGCAACGGCAAAGUACAAGAAAUAAAGAGUUUACUGCGGCUGUUGUUGUUGGCAGUUAAGUGGUGCUGUUCUCGAAAGAUUAAGGCAAGUGGUGUUAAAUUGAGCUGUGCAGUUGGGGAAGACAGAUGUUGUGGAUGGGAGAAGCAUAUCGAUGGGCAAUGGUGGCUUGUCUCCACUACACAGUGGACUUGAUUGUGAUAUAAUGGGUGGUUUGACGAAGUUAGAUGAUCACAGGAUAAUAGUUGGCUGUGAAUGGUUGAAUGGCAGUUUGGUGGUGUCGUUGGCUUACAUUUCAUAUGGGAUUGACAAGACUUGAGACAUCACAUGAAUGAUGGUUUGAUGGAGACUUCUUCCAACAACAGCAUGGAUGGUGUUGGCUCAGUGAAGUGAGUCUGAUGUUGAGAAAUUGCCGCAAUAGAAUGUGGGGAUUUGAACUGAAAGAUCAGGGAGAAAAGCAUGGUGCAGUGGCCGGACUUGGCAUGGAGUUGGGUUCUGCUGCCUGAAUUGGGCAUGGCAACUACAGCUGGGUCCAUACUGGAUUUCCUACAACACCUAUAUAUACCAGACUCAGGCUCAAGGAGGGAUACGCCGUUUUCAGGGAAGAAAUUAGGUUUAACUCCAUUUUAUUUUACAUAUGCUGAGUUUAUUGAUCUAUAUAUCAUUUUCUAUGGCUUUGAACAAGAUUAUGUCUAGAUAAACUCCUCAUUAGGGUGAAGGAUGAACUUGUAGGUUAAAGUGCUUGUGUUCUUAAACAAUGGUUUCAAAAAUAAGAUCUUAAUUCCAUGCU